UUAUCUGCUAAAUCAGUUAGUUCCUUCUUCUGUUCUGUUCGGUCUUCGUGAAUCUUCACGUUGUUUGUUAUUUCCUUGAGACAGAGUGAGACAGUGGAAAAUCUUAAAUCUGUAUAAAGAAGAACCAUCAGUGUCUAGAGACAGAGUGUGUGUAAGUGAGUGAGUGAGUGAGAAAGUAAAGUGAAUUGAAGAUGAAUAACUCAGUAGUUUCAGAGAACAGUUUUAUUAUUGAAAGUGAUGAAGAAGAUGAUAAGGAUUUUAACAAAGAUGAUGAUGGAAAUGAUUCUGAUUCUUCAAAUUACUCCAAUGAAAAUCCACCACAAAGGAUACAAAGUUCUUAUAACCCUUCAUGGCCUCAGAGUUACAGGCAAUCUAUUGAUCUAUACAGUAGUGUACCAUCACCAAAUAUUGGAUUUCUAGGAACUUCUUCAUUGUCAAGAUUAAGCAGUUCCUUCCUUUCUACAUCUUUAACAAGGAGGCACACUCCUGAAGUUCUUCCUUCGGUUACAAAACCUCUUAUACAGACAAUAGAAGAUGAGCCGCCACAAAGACGCAGCUCUCGCGCCUUGCUUCCUCCCCUUUCUAGAAAGUCUUCUUUGCUUAAGACAGAAUCCAAGGUUUGUCAUGAAGUUCCUUCUCGACACUGCUCUUACGGACAGGCUGUGCUUAAUGGCAUAAACGUUCUUUGUGGAGUAGGAAUCCUUUCAACCCCUUAUGCUGCUAAAGAAGGUGGAUGGGUUGGACUUUCCAUUUUGUUCAUUUUUGGAAUCAUUUCCUUUUAUACCGGAUUGCUCUUGCGUUCUUGCUUGGACAGCGAACCUGGCCUUGAAACAUACCCUGACAUUGGCCAAGCUGCUUUUGGUACUACCGGACGUAUCGCUAUUUCAAUAGUACUGUACGUCGAAUUAUAUGGCUGUUGCAUUGAAUAUAUAAUUUUGGAGGGAGACAACUUGGCUUCUUUGUUUCCAAAUGCAUACUUAAAUUUAGGUGGAAUCGAGUUGAGUCCGCAAACGCUCUUUGCUGUGGUUGCUGCCUUGGCUGUUCUUCCUACAGUUUGGCUCCGUGACCUAAGCAUUCUUAGUUACAUCUCAGCUGGUGGAGUUAUAGCAUCCGUUUUAGUGGUUCUGUGCUUGUUAUGGAUCGGCGUAGAAGACGUUGGCUUUCAACGCUCAGGGACAACACUCAAUCUUGCAACUCUUCCGGUAGCUAUUGGUCUUUACGGUUACUGUUAUUCCGGUCAUGCUGUUUUCCCAAAUAUUUAUACUUCCAUGGCAAAUCCAAACCAGUUUCCUGCAGUACUAGUAGCAUGUUUUGGAGUUUGUACCUUACUAUAUGCUGGCGGUGCUUUUAUGGGAUACAAAAUGUUUGGAGACGAUACUCUCUCUCAAUUCACUCUUAACCUGCCACAAGACUUGGUUGCAACCAAGAUUGCUGUCUGGACUACGGUGGUUAAUCCAUUUACCAAGUAUGCGUUGACUAUAUCUCCAGUGGCAAUGAGUCUCGAAGAGUUGAUACCGGCAAACCAUGCAAAGUCUUACCUAUAUUCAAUUUUCAUCAGAACAGGCCUUGUAUUUUCUACCCUUGUUAUUGGUCUCUCAGUUCCCUUUUUUGGUUUGGUUAUGUCCUUAAUUGGAUCUUUACUUACAAUGCUUGUAACUUUGAUAUUACCAUGUGUUUGUUACCUAAGAAUCUUGCGGGGUAAGGUCACGCGAUUACAGAGAGGACUUUGCAUUGGAAUUAUUAUAGUAGGAGCUGUGUGUUCUUCGGUUGGAACGUACUCAGCCCUCGCCGAGAUUGUUAAGAGUUUGAGUGGAUGAAGUUUUGUGGCAUAAAUCAUGGAAGAUGAGAUUUGUUUGCUAGUAUCUACCCUUUUCAAAAUUCUAUAUGUUGUGAUUUCACAUCCCAAUUUUGAGUCAAUUUUUUGCUUAUUGUGGCAUCUCCAUUCUGUUACUAUUAUUUGUUGUUACUUGUUAGCAUAUCAUAAAAAGUUUUGCUCAGGUUUGAAGUGUUGGUAAUAUAGAUUAUGUUGAGAAACAUUUUUAAGAGUUUGUAAGAACCUUUCAAAUGAAUUUAUUAAAGAGUAUUUUCUUUCAGUUGAAAA
Molecule: messenger RNA, 2101 nt
Organism: Trifolium pratense (red clover)
Lineage: Eukaryota; Viridiplantae; Streptophyta; Magnoliopsida; Fabales; Fabaceae
Product: amino acid transporter AVT1C
Exons: 13
Coding region: 192-1817 (541 amino acids)
Cellular component (GO): plasma membrane
Source: RefSeq, a predicted model, not a curated record